This is a messenger RNA of Priceomyces carsonii, 1791 nucleotides long. Its product is annotated as E3 ubiquitin-protein ligase. Lineage: Eukaryota; Fungi; Ascomycota; Pichiomycetes; Serinales; Debaryomycetaceae. The coding region runs from base 1 to 1791 and encodes 596 amino acids. Gene Ontology annotation, biological process: rescue of stalled cytosolic ribosome; protein ubiquitination. The transcript has a single exon. Gene Ontology annotation, molecular function: ribosome binding; ubiquitin protein ligase activity. The record is from RefSeq and is a predicted model, not a curated record.
AUGUCAAAAUCUGAAAUAGUUUCUAGUAGCAAGCCCAAAAAGAAUUCAGAAGCUAACAAAAGGAAAGCUGUCCCAUCAAGUGUGGCUGAAAACAGUCCCAAGAAUAAGGAAGAGUCACAAAAUAUCGAUGAAGAUAAUCUAUGUUUAAUCUGUGCCAAUAAAAAAUAUUACAGGGCAAUUACUCCCUGCCAUCAUGAGACCUGUCAUAAAUGUGCAUUUCGCCAAAGAGCUUUGUACCAUAAGAACUUAUGUCUUGUUUGUAGAAGUGACAAUGAAAAGGUAAUUUUUUCAGCAGAAGGUCAGAAAGUGUACGAAGAUUUUAGUUCUAAGGAUUUUGCGGAAGAUAGCGAUACGUAUGGAAUUUUAUUUACAGAUGAAAAGGUCUAUAAUGACACGUUAGACUUAUUAAAAUAUAAAUGCAUGCAGUGUCAUGAAGUCUUUGCUAACUUUAAAAGUUUGAGCGAACAUGCCAAAAAGGAUCAUAACAAAUACUAUUGUCUAAUCUGCUCGAAAUUCAAGAAGGCAUUUGUGUCCGAGUUACCUAUGUAUUCGUACAAGCAAUUGCAAAAGCAUCUAUCGGAGGGUGACAAGACUGGAUUUGCAGGUCACCCUGAGUGCAAACAUUGCCGAGGUAAACGGUUUUAUUCUGAGGACGAGUUAAAUAUUCAUAUUCGAGAUAAGCAUGAAAGAUGUCAUAUUUGUGAUCAAGACAGUCCUAAAACUGCAGACUACUAUCAGAAUUAUGAGUCUCUUUAUAAUCAUUUUAAAACUUCUCAUUAUGUUUGCUCUGUUCCAUCAUGUGUGGAAAAGAAGUUUGUGGUAUUCAGGGAUGAUUUGGAUUUAACUGCCCACAUGAUAAAAGAGCAUGGAGGCAUAACUGGAGGGGGAAAAUUCGUGAUCGGUUCCUCCAAUAACAAUAUUCAGUCUCAGUUAUCAACGUUUCCUCAAAAAAUUAAAAGGGCCAGCUAUGGAGAUGAAGACUCCGACUCUUUAUCUACUAAGAGAUUAAGACUAGAAGAAAGAGCGAGGCACUAUUUGAAUUAUGAUAUUGAAGGUGUUUCUAAAUUUACUGAAGUGAAUAGUAGUUUCAGAUCGAAGAACUUAUCAGGAGAGGGCCUUCUAAAAUGUUAUCAAGAUAUAUUUAAGAAUCUGUCAACUUCAGACCUCAGCUUAUUGAUAUACGAUUUUGCUGAGUUAUUUCCAAAAAGUUCUGAACAAUAUAAUGAGCUAAAUGACUUACUAAACAAGUUGACAGCCAAUAAUGAAGACCAAUUCCCACUUUUAGGGGGUAAAUCUUACACAUCAGCAACUAAUCUACAUUCCUGGGGAAGCAAUUCUCUGUCGAGGAGCCUGUCUACCGACAAAUUUCCAGUUUUAUCUAGGCCUCAGCGUUCAGUGUCACCAUCGAUUAGCAAUAAAGCACCUAUCAAGAGCAACACGAUAAGAGGUAAAGCUUCCACACAAGGAUCGUCGCCGUAUCUUUCCUCCAUGCGCCUGCACAAUUAUCUUGAGGGUGCUUCAGGCUCUAAUUCUAGCAGUCAGUCCUCAAAAGACGCUACGAGAGAGAAAUCAUUAGAUUUACAGGAUUCGAAGUUUCCUCGCCUUGAAAAGGAACUGAAAAAGAAGAAAAUACCUACCGUUAAACAAUAUAAUAUCCCUAACCCUCAGCUGUGGGGUAAACAAGAGGAAGUACAAACUGAUGAAUUGAAUCGUUCUAAUGAUACCUCCGAUAAACGUAAAAUGAAAGUUAAAAGGAAGCAAAAAAGUGUUCUUUUUACGAACAGUAUAUAG